ACGUCUCUGACUCCCAGAGUCAGAAGUUUUAAAUAAAACAAUUAAAGACAAAGAUCGAUCUUUAUCAUUUCUUGGCAGUUUUCUCUACCAUUUCAUUAAAGGAUAUCCGUGUCAGCCUUCAUCCAUACAGAUGAAUUUUAUACAUCUCAGAAUCUUAGUUCAGAUAUGGGAAGAUCAUCCAUAGAAAGAAGAUGGAGGAGUAGCUACAGCAGAACAACAUCAGAGUUUUGGAGGAGCUUGAAAACAGUUUCAGAGUGACUGAUUCAUACAGAAAUCCUUAACAUGCUGUUCAAGAAAAACUAUUGUUUUGCCUUGAUUGCAAUAAUAAUUUGGACAGUGGUCCUGCUAUCAAUCAAAUGUUCAAAAUCAAUCGAAUGGGUUCCAGCACCACAAGAGAAGAGCAGCUCAUUCCCACUGGAUAUAGCUCCAGACUCUGUUGAUGACAUGUACGACGGCUGUGAAAAAGAGAUGAAAAAAAAAGUGGCCAGUCUGCUAAAUACGGAGAAAAGUGGUGAAUUUAGAAAGGCUUGGCUUGCAGCAGAAAAAUACUACAACAAUAAAUGGGCAACGACCCCCUCAACGCUGAAGAAAGAACAAAUCAUGGCUAUUCAUGCUUACACCUUGGAACAGCCGGCAAUAUACGAUGAGUUCAAUAAGGCGGUCCGAACACAAAAAUCUGAGUACAAGACCACAUUUCAAUAUCACGCACUACACUUCUACCUCACCAGGGCCAUACGCUCCCUUAAGUCCAAUGCACCAGAGUGUAUCACCACCUACCGGAGAACCAACUCCAAAUUUGAAACAGAUAUCAACAGAGAGAUUCGCUUCGGUGGCUUUACCUCCAGCUCAAGGGAUGAUUAUCUUGAUAUCUUGAUAUUCGGUAACACGUCAUGUUUUGAGAUUACCACCUGCUUUGGAGCAGACAUCUCAGAGUUCUCCAAGUAUGAAUGGGAAAAAGAGGUCCUGAUCCCUCCGUACGAGGUUUUUAAGGUAACAGACAUACAGAAAAGAUCCGAGGAGAAUUCCCUUCCAUGUGAGGUUGUCUACAAAGUGAAGAGCACAAAAAAAACACGUUCCAGUUUAAACUGUGCUCUCUUUAAAGAGUCAGAUUUGUGAUGAAAUGU
Gambusia affinis (western mosquitofish) is the source of this 1124-nucleotide messenger RNA. RefSeq names its product ecto-ADP-ribosyltransferase 5-like. The transcript is spliced from 4 exons. The record is from RefSeq and is a predicted model, not a curated record. Gene Ontology annotation, molecular function: NAD+ poly-ADP-ribosyltransferase activity; NAD+-protein-arginine ADP-ribosyltransferase activity. Bases 283 to 1116 code for a protein of 277 amino acids. Lineage: Eukaryota; Metazoa; Chordata; Actinopteri; Cyprinodontiformes; Poeciliidae.